AGGGAUUGAACCCAGGUCUCCUGCAUUGCAGGCGGAUUCUUCACCAGCUGAGGCACCAGGGAAGCCCUACUGUGGAAAGGAGACUCAUAAUAAAGGAGGACUUUUACUGCAGUGGGGGACUAUAACUGUGGAGGGGAAAUGUUAUAACAGGGGCACUCUGAUACUGUGGGGGCUGUUAUGGCAGAGGAGGGACCACGACAGUGGGGGGGGACUAUGGUAACAAAGGGAACUAUUACAAUAGAGGGGGCCAUUCCAUCCAGGGGGACUCUUACAGAAGAGGCACUAUUUCUGUGGAGGGAGGACUCUUACCAUAGAGGGGGGCUGUUACGACAGAGGCCUCGCUCUGCUGAGAGGGAACUAUUAUGGUACAGAUGAGACUGUUACGGGAGAAAGUGGUCUACCACUGUAGAGGGGGGACUGUUACCCUACAGAGACUAAGACAAAGGGAGAGGGACCAUUAUGAUAGAAGAGGACGAUUACCUUAGGGGGCACCAUUACAAUGAAUGGGGUCUAUUGCUGCAGACAGGGGCUAUUACAAUAGAAAGGGACUACUGAAAUUGAGGAGGACUAUUACUGUGGGGGGGGACUAUGACAACAGAAGGGGACUAUUACUGUGGAGGGGGGACUAUGACAACAGAAGGGGACUAUUACUGUGGAAGGGGGGCUAUGACAACAGAAGGGGACUAUUACUGUAGGGGGGACUAUGACAACAGAAGGGGACUAUUACUGUGGAGGGGGGACUAUGACAACAGAAGGGGACCAUUACUGUAGGGGGGACUAUGACAACAGAAGGGGACUAUUAUUGUGGAGGGGGGACUAUGACAACAGAAGGGGACUAUUACUGUAGAGGGGGGACUAUGACAACAGAAGGGGACUGUUACUACAGAGAGGGGACCUUAAGAAUAGGGACAAGCCCUGUCCGUGGAGAGCAGUAAACACAAGAAUAAAGGCCCAGGCACGUGUGUGCCAUGAAAGGGGUCCUGAUGGCUUGUGGACCACAGGCCCUGACUCGGGAGGAGCCCUGAGGGGAGGCCUCUGACCUGGCAAGGAAAGUGGCUGCAGCUGGGGCUGGGCAGGCGGAACCAGCGGGCUGCAGGCUCAUGUUCUGACUGGUCCUGGGAAUGACCAGGUCGGCCCCAACGGACGAUCCCGGGGAGGGACUGGUCUGUGUGGCCGGGUCAGGGAAGUGAGGAUCUAAGUCUCUACAGGGAGGGGUCUUUGCAGAAACUGUUUCCAGGACAUGGGGGGUGAGGGUGGGGCUUCCUGGACCCGCAGGUCACCUUCAACACCACGCAGAGGGCACUGUCCCCUCUCCCGGGUGGGAAGACCAGGCACAGAGGCCCGGGAGCGAGGUCAGAGUCCCAGGAGCGAGGUCAGGGGCCAGGCAGGUGGCCGAGUCUGCAGCCGCCACUCAAGUCCGGGUCCGUGUCUCCAGGUGAUUGUUUUAAAUCGCCUCCUUGCAUCAGGGAUGGCCGCGCUUGGCCCCACCUGGGUAAAGACUCUAGUGUUUUCACUCCUCUGUCCCCGCCCUGUCAGGACACCCACCCAUAGCAGGAGAGAGGGGCCACUCAGACCCUGACCGGAAGCGCUCCCAGCUUCUUAGCUGCUCAGGCCUCGUCUCCCCUCUCCAGCACCCCAUCCUCCUUUCUCUUGGAGACAAGUCCGCAGGUUCCCGUUUCUCAGAGCCACGCCUUCGCGCCGCCAGCACCGCGCCUUCGGCACGUCCUGUUCUAACUCCUGCAGAGCCCCGUUUCCUCCCCCGAUCGCCCAGGCUCGGCCUCCGAUGGGCGGGCAGGUGAGCUCGCCCGGCUCCUUCCGCGGCCUGCCCUGCGCCUCCAAGGCGAACGCGGACUGGAUGUCGGCGCUGAGCUCUCGGCUCUGGGACGUGCCCCUGCACCAGCUCUCCAUCCCAGGGAGCCACGACACGAUGACCUACUGCCUGAACAAGAAGUCGCCCAUCUCCAGCAAGGAGCCGAGGCUGCUGCAGCUCCUGGGCAAAGUGCUGCCGUGCGUCACCCUGCCAGUGGUGCUCAAGUGGUCCACCACCCAGGUGCUGAGCGUCGCGGAGCAGCUGGAUGCCGGCGUGAGGUACCUAGACCUGCGGAUCGCGCACGUGGAGGACGGCUCCGAGACGAACCUGCACUUCGUCCACAUGGUGUACACGACGGCCCUCGUGGAGGACACGCUCACGGAGAUCUCGGAGUGGCUGGAGGGCCAUCCCCGGGAGGCGGUUGUCCUGGCCUUCAGGAACUUCGAGGGCAUGACGGAGGGCCUGCAUGAGUACCUGGUGGGCUGCAUCAAGAACAUCUUUGGGGACAAGCUGUGUCCCCGCGGGGAAGUUCCGACUCUGCGCCAGCUGUGGUCACGGGGCCAGCAGGUCAUCCUGUCGUACGAGGACGAGGCAUCCGUGAGCCGGCACGCAGAACUGUGGCCCGCGAUUCCCUACUGGUGGGGGAACAAGGUGAAGCCCCGGGACCUCAUCCACUACCUGGAGCACAUGAAGAGCUGCGGCCGCCCAGGCGGGCUGUUCGUGGCCGGCAUCAACCUCACGGAGAACCUGGGGUUCAUCCUCGUCCACCCGGCCUGGUCCCUGGAGAAGCUGACCCUGUGGGGACUCCCCAACCUGUGCGCGUGGGUGCGGGCCCAGUGCCCGGGGUCGGCCGCCGGCUGCACCAACAUCAUCGCGGGGGACUUCAUCGGUGCCACCGGAUUUGUUAGUGACGUCAUUGGGCUGAACCGGAAGCUGCUUCGGGGCUGACUGACGGUGCGCGGGUGGAGCUGGGCAUCCCGGAGGCUGCUCCCCCGGCGCGCCCUGUGACGUCACCGGGCUGAACAGGAAGCUGCUUCGGGGCUGACGGACAGCACGUGGGUGGAGCUGGGCACCGCGGAGGCUGCUCCUCGGUCAGGUCCUGUGACAUCACCGGCCUUAACUGGAAGCCGCCUCGGGACUGACAGACGGCGCGCUGAGGAGCUGGGCACUGCCGAGGCCGUUGUCAGCCCUGUCCUGCGGGGCUGGUGAGCCGUCCACCCGCGCACGGAAUGUGGGUGGCUGCACAGGCGGGGCCAGGGGGCAGGGUCCGUGGGCUCCUUGGUCCUCCGUGUCUCUCUCCGCAGGCGUAGGGCACGGCGUGAUGAUUCAAGGCGACUGCGUCAUUUGUACAGUCACAUCCUCAGGGAGACACACCUGGUUCUCGGAUCUGUGGCUUCCCCAUGGGAGAGGCUGGGGGACCCCCUCGCCCUGGGCGCUGAGAGCAGCAGACACAACCCCCAGCUUGCGGGGGGGCACUGUUACCUACUGUCCAUAGGAGGGGACUGAGCACAUUAUGAUCCCACUGAGAAAUCCCUUUUAUUAGAUGAGGGGCUUCCCUGGUGGCUCACUUAAGGCCUACUUGUCUCUCCUUGCUAUUCUUUGGAACUCUGCAUUCAGGUGGCUAUAUCUUUCCGAGUCUCCUUUCCUUGUCUCUUCUCUUCUCAGCUAUGUGUGAGGCCUCCUCAGACAACCAUGUUGCCUUUUUGCAUUUCUUUUUCUUGUGGAUGGUUUUGAUCACCACCUCCUGUACAAGGUUAGGAACCUCUGGCCACAGGUCUUCUGGUACUGUGUGCCAGAUCUAACCUUUGAAUCUGCCACUUCCACUGUAUAAUCAGAAGGGAUUUGAAUAAAGCAAAGAAAAAGGAAAACAAUAGAAUGGGAAAG
This is a messenger RNA of Odocoileus virginianus texanus, 3694 nucleotides long. Lineage: Eukaryota; Metazoa; Chordata; Mammalia; Artiodactyla; Cervidae. The record is from RefSeq and is a predicted model, not a curated record.